This is a messenger RNA of Prunus avium (sweet cherry), 420 nucleotides long. The record is from RefSeq and is a predicted model, not a curated record. NCBI's taxonomy places the organism in Eukaryota, Viridiplantae, Streptophyta, Magnoliopsida, Rosales, Rosaceae.
CCCACUGAUUUCAUUUCAUAUAACUAACUGUCAAAGUUGAAUUUUGCAACAUGAGUACCCCGAAAGCAACUGAAGAGAAAAAGGAGCAAGGUGGAGUGGAAAUCAAGGUGGUGGACACGGUUGAUUAUCGAUCACCGGCAGGGGAAGACAAAAAACCCACGAAGGAGGAGGUGGAGGUGAUUCAUGAGACUAAAGAUGGGGCCAAUUCAGGGACUGGAGGCGGCGGAGUCCUUGCUGGUGCAGCAGCUGCAGUUUCAAAUGCCUUUCAAUCCGCCAAGGAUGCCGUUUCUGGCAGUGCCAAAGAUCAGAAGACCACUAAAUGACUGAGACCAUCUGAUCAUAUCAUUACAUUAAUGUAACAUGUGCUUCUUGUAUUGGAAUUUGGAUGGAGAAUAAAGACUGUUUUGAUUUGAAUGUUUC